Messenger RNA from Plasmodium gonderi, 384 nucleotides. RefSeq names its product 60S ribosomal protein L28. Lineage: Eukaryota; Apicomplexa; Aconoidasida; Haemosporida; Plasmodiidae. The record is from RefSeq and is a predicted model, not a curated record. Bases 1 to 384 code for a protein of 127 amino acids. The transcript is spliced from 3 exons.
AUGUCGAAUGUUAGCAGUGCGCUCAUUUGGGAGUUGACAAAAAAGAACAACUGCUUUUUGAAAAAAAAUAAAAGUGGAAAAAAAGGAAAUUUCUUAUGUGACACCUAUAACAUUAGUUGCAAAAACACCCCUUCAAGUAGUGGCCUUGUAAAAGAAAAUGGUGUAAAUCUCCGAUUCAAGAAGGGAAAAGUUGUAUUGUGUGUCAAAUCCACUGAUCAAAACAUAAUUACGAAUAAAGAGUACAGGACGAAAAAUAAGGAAAAGGCUAUGAAAUUAAUAGAGGAUCAUGCAAAUCUCGUAAACGACAAGAGCAAAAAUCGACUUAUCAAAAAAUACAAACGCAUUGCCAAAUUAUACAACUGUAAUAACAAGGGAAACAAAUGA